Molecule: messenger RNA, 1857 nt
Organism: Drosophila innubila
Lineage: Eukaryota; Metazoa; Arthropoda; Insecta; Diptera; Drosophilidae
Gene: Grasp65
Product: Golgi reassembly-stacking protein 2
Exons: 2
Coding region: 142-1632 (496 amino acids)
Biological process (GO): Golgi organization
Cellular component (GO): Golgi apparatus
Molecular function (GO): protein binding
Source: RefSeq, a predicted model, not a curated record
CAUUUGAAACACUGAAAUUUGUACCACAAAUUGCCACGAAGAACAGAAUUCUCUUUGGUGCCGCAACAUAAUUAAACAAUAAUCGUUGUAUAGCUAACAAAUCAAAUUAUUAAGCAACUUCUUUAGUAAAGGGAAAGAAGAAUGGGCUCGAGUCAAAGCAUACACGUACCCGGCGGUGGCACCGAAGGCUACCACGUACUCAAGGUGCAAGACAACUCGCCCGGCCAAAAAGCUGGCCUAGAGGCAUUCUUUGACUUUAUCGUAGCCAUAGCCGGAACCCGUCUUGACCAGGAUAAUGAUAUGCUUAAGGAAUUGCUGCGUCAGAAUGUGGAUAAACCUGUGCGCGUCACUGUCUAUUCGAGUAAGACACAAACAAUUCGCGAACUGACAUUGACGCCCAGCAACAAUUGGGGAGGCCAAGGAUUAUUGGGCGUCAGCAUUCGCUUCUGUUCGUUCGAGGGUGCCAACGAAAGUGUCUGGCACAUAUUGGAAGUGCAUCCAAACUCGCCAGCUGAGCUGGCUGGACUGCGCGCCUAUAGCGACUAUGUGAUUGGCGCCGAUGCCAUACGUCAUGAGAAUGACGAUCUGUUUACGUUGAUCGAGACACACGAGCAACAGCCGCUCAAGAUGUACGUGUACAAUUUGGACGACGAUGCUUGCCGCGAGGUGACCAUUAAACCCAACACCGCCUGGGGUGGCGAGGGUGCUCUCGGCUGUGGCAUUGGCUAUGGAUACCUGCAUCGUAUACCAGUACAGUCAGUGCCAGCUCCAUCGCCGUCGGCACCAUCAACUGGACCAGCUACAGCUACGUCGACGGCAAUGGGAGUCGUAAAUCCCGUUACAGUGCCCUUGGUGGCAGCCACAGCGGCCAGUGCCGUUGUUGCACCAACGUUGCCUUAUAUACCGCCACUGGCCAACACAUUUGGCUCAGCAAAUGCUGAGAUUCGACCACCAACUAUUGAGCCGCCAGCUCAGAGCAUUUUCAAGACCUAUUUCAAUCCGGAUGAUGGCACAGAUGCGUUAACCACAGCUUUAGAAACCCAAGCUUUGAUCAAAGAUCCGCAGGAGCCCUUAACGGACAGCACUGCAACUCCAGCAGCUGUAGCUACGCCAGCACAGCCUGUGAUGCAUCCUCAGCCUGUGUUGCCUCCUGUGUCUGUGGCUCCGCCUCAGCCUGUGGUGCCUCAAUCCGUAGCAGCGCCUCAACAUGUGGCACCGCCAGCGAACAUCUAUAUACCCGGCGUAUUUGAUCCCAACGCCCAGCAGAAUGUCAACGUGAGUGUUGGAGGCAUUCCUGCCGCCCAAUUACCAUUUCCACAAGCGACGACAGCAACAUUGCCACCACCAGCAGUACCCAUGUUCUCCAUGGCCGCAUUGCCGCACCAACAGCAACAGAUCUAUAUGUCCGCACCAGCCGCACUCUCGUACCCAGCUGCCGGGGACGCUGCCCAAACAGUGCACACAUAUCCCCAGAUGCAGCCAUCAAUGGGAGGACUGUUCCCAACGCAACCAACGCCGAUGCCGCCCCAAAUGGCGCAUGUUUUCACGUCUCAACAGCCACCGCCGCCGACAGCGACAUCGAGCAAUGAACAAACGUCACUAGGUGCAAUGGCAACUGUUCCGACUAACUGAAGACAGCUAAAGAAUGACGUGACGUGACGUUGUUGGCGACUCUGCACUGUCGUUAAGUUUAUCAUCUGAUUGUUUUAUUGAUUCUAAUAGCGAUUAACCGAAAUCACAAGUGACAAGCUGUCAAACACACAUUUCAGAGCAAACUGCAUUAAUAAACACAACUUAUAUACAUAUAUAUAAAUAAAUAUUUAAAUAAAUGGUACUUUAAAAUGUAUGCAACGGUAA